AUGAUGAAAGGCUCGCGAAAUGGGAAAGGGGUCGAAGAAUGGUCGAAGGCUGGUUCGUUUGUAAGAAAACCAGAUAAAGGCUGGCUCCAUUCUGCUCAAGCUAUUAAAGAUGGAGGAGUGUGUUAUGCUUUAAAGGUAACUUAAACCUUAAAUCAACUGUAUUUUGCAAUUUUAAGCGAAGUUUUAUAGUGUGUUAAUAUCGGGUUUAAAAAACAUCCAAAAUGUUUCUACUGUGAAAUUUAUUCCAGAAUUUGCAACAUUUUAUUUGACGAAUAUUCCACGAAACCACUCAAUGCAUUUGAGAAUUUUAUUAUUUCGUAUUCCUUUAUAUUAUUUUGUUUUAUGGUAUGACAACAUUUGAUUGUUUAACUCGUUUAAAAUCGGUUAAAUAAAUGCGUAUGUAAAUGUAUAUAGUUUUCGCAUCGAAGCAGUCAGUAUUGUUUUAUAUGAGCAUUGAAUUACAAUCUUGUGGUUAAUUUGAUACAUAUUUAUAGAAUAAAAGCUAGAAUUUCGAUAGAACGCUUUUUGAUGUCGCAAUUGCAAAUUAUUUUAAGUAUUUAAUAAUAUUAAUGAUGCUCCACCUUGUUGAUGUGUUUAUGGCGUUUGAUUAUUUAUUUUGUAAUUUGUAGUCACGUAUUGUUUACACUAUAGCUGUGUUUUAAUAUUGUUUGAUGAUUCUAAUCCAUUUGUAAUUUGCCUGUUCUUUUUGUAGUAUUUGGGCUGUAUUGAAGUGCUCAAAUCUAUGAGAACCUUGCAGUAUGAUGUACGACAACAAGUCACCAAGUAUGAAACGUUUCUACACUUUCCACUAAUUUAGUAAUUUGGUCUUUGAUGCCUUGCAAAGAAAUGUGAAGAGGCAUUUAAUUAAGGUUUGAUCUGCCACAAAAGGCAAAUUUAAUAUCACUUUCGGCUGCAGUAAUUCAAAUAUAUUGUUUUAAUAUGACUUUCACCAACUUGCCCACACAUGUGCUUUGAAGGUAGUGAUUUAAUACCAUGGUAUAUAUAAUAGUAUAUAAUAGUAUAAUAGUAUAUUAUAUAGUCAUUUAAUACCAUGGUAUACAGUGUAUAUUAGAUUUAAUACCAUGGUUUGGUAAUUUCUUUUUCAAAGUUGACCUAAUAUUUCAUGUGAUGUUUGGAUUGACUUGUUUUUGUUUAGUCAUCAUUUCCAUGACGAUGAUGAAGUAACCUUCAUUUUGUUGUUUUCAUUUUGUAAUAUACAUAAUAUUUUGUCAUUUUUCGUCAGUGAUCUUGGGUGAUUCUUUUCCCACAUGAAAUGAGUGAACAUGUUUAGACGUUUCUAGGGUUACUUUGGUGUUUUUAGGCACCCCAUGAGAAAUUGAACUACAUUCAACUUUUUAGGCGUAUCUGCAAGAGAGUACUUAUGUGACUGUCACUCAUUGUGUGUGGGCAAAAAUAUGUGCAUUAGAGAACCGCCCUAUUCAAUGACAAUCUCAUAUUUCUAAUUUAUCAUGUAGAGAGGCAAUGUAUCGAUGUUGUGAGGCAAAUGGAUAUAAAUUCAGUAAAAGGAAAAAAGCGAAAAGUAGCAUCCUAAAACUCUUAGCUGGUAAGGCAUAGUCUUUGUAAUAUAAACUUGAUGUUUUGAGCGAAGACUUCUUUGUUGGGAAGUUAAUUGUGGUUAUUGUUCUACAGUACAGUACAGUACUGUCAGUGGUUCCCAACGAAAGGCCUUCAUUCAAAACGUCUGAAUUUUACUUGUAUUUUUUGUGUAGUUGAAUCCGCAGUUUUCUGGUUGUAUUUGUAAUAUUCUUAAAGAUGGAUUUACUGUGGGGGAGGGUAUGCACCCCCCUAGCCCUGGCCAGAGGGGUGCUAUUUUUCAUUUAGAGACAAAAUGAGAUACAGUAAUUUGAGUAAUAACAUGAUGAUAAGCGAACUGUGAACAACAAUUACAAUUCAAAUACUGUAGUCACAAGCAAGACUUUGCAGUAGUGAAACAAGUUGAUGGGUGGGCGGCAUGACCGAUUGACACAACUCUGCACCAGAGCUGGCAGAGCACCCUCGUACCAGAUCAUGCUGGAUCCAUCCCUGAAUAUUCUUGGAGUAAUUACUAAAUUGAUUGUGUUUAUAGAUCAUCCGCGUACCGUCCACAGUGGUACGUUUAUCAGUCUGACGGUGUCUGUGUCGGGUAUUGUACUCACAGCAAUGUCAAGUGGUGAGAUGAUCUCCAAGCAUGAUAUGCAGGGAAUAUCAUUUGCCAGUGGUGGGGAAAAGGUAUCUGCAAGUAACUCACAUUUUGUCUUGGGAAUCAGUUGAUUGGCGAGGCUGUUAACCAACAGAGUCAGCUAGUCACUAUUUUGCUUAGUUUGUUAGUGAUUCAGUUAGAGGGGCAGUUGGUCAGUCAGUAACUUGGUUAGUUGGUGUGUCCGUUAGUUAACCAACAGAGUCAGGCUAUUGAGAAGAGUCAGUUCGCCAAUGAUUCAGUUAGAAGGUCAAUUAUACAGACGGCCUGCCAGUCUGUUGGUGGAUUUUAUAAACUAGUUUUUACUGUUAUAUUCACCUGUGGGUGAAUACUGUUAUAUUCACCUGUGGGUGAAUACAGGGGAAUAUCACGUCAAAUUUAACCAUUUAAUUUCUUAUAAUUUUAUUCACUUGUGUAAAAAUACUAAAAUUCCUUUAUUUUUCAUUGUGUCCAUAUUUGAAGAAACAAGAAUAAUAAGAAUUUAGUAUGAUAGAUUAGAAAAAAAAAGUCUAAAACCUAAAAUAACUGAUUAUUUUAAUUGUCUGACUCAAUCAGUGAAGUGUAGGUACAGUAUGGUACUGAGUCAUUCAAUUACUAGUUGGUUGGGCAGUUAGUUAGUUGAUCAAUCAUUCAGUCUCAUGCACAUUCAUUUUUCUCAUUUCUAGGACUGUCCAGAUAUAGUUGGCUAUGUUGCAAAAGACGCCAAAAAUAGAAGAGGUGAAAUAAUCAUCUGUUGACAUUUGGUUAAUAUUCAGCUGUGUUUUGACAGUGAAUGUUUACACUAAAUUCUUCAACUUUUCUCUAGCAUGUCAUGUCCUGGACUGCCCUCAAAGUCUUUCCUAUGAUGUCAUCAACACUAUAGGUCAAGCAUUUGAGCUGCGAUAUAAAAUGUUCUUGGACGAUCCUCCACAAUUACUACCAGUUCCGAGAAGGUGAGAUGGUUUUAGUUUGCCACUCCUAUGUUAUACUCGAGGUAAUUUUUGCCACAGCUUGUCGUUUAACAUUUCAUUUAAUGUUACCAGAUUUGAAGGAUCAAUUGGCGGAGAACAACAACAGGCAGCAGCAGAGGAAUCACGUGAUCGAACAUAUGAGCGGCCAAGAUUUGAGGUAUUUCAACUGUUGUUUUUUUUCAACAGCUUAGAGGACAGUCGAGUAGCACGUGAAAACAGGUCUGAUGUAAAAUCUUUGAAAAAACAAUUGUUGUCAAGAAAUGUCAACUUUUUUCAGCCAGAAGAUGAAUUUGCAGAUGGUUAUUUUGAUGAAUUUGAUGAUGAACAUGCCUAUGACUCCCCCGCUGAAGAACCUAAACCCGCCCCUAUGGAUGAAGACUCUGAGCACUACCAGAAACCCAGAUCUCCCGCCUGUGAAAUGUCCAACUAUGACACACCACAUAGUACAUUAGAGAGCCACUCAGGGCGGGACAUGGCCUCUUCUCUGGAGUUUACAGUUGGUACCCAGUUUGAAAGUGCAGUCACUGGACCUCCACUUAAUACACCAUCUUAUAAUAACCCUCUUGCUUCUGUACCCACUGUGGGCAAUCUGCCAACUUUGUAUGAUACCCCUGGAGCUACAGGUAAUGAGAAUAUUUAAAUACGACUGAAUCAUGAUUCAACUGGCUGAUCGUCAUCUUUUGACUGUAAUUAAAUGUUUUAGACAACUUAGUUCUAGACUUGAAUUUACUCGUUUAGUGAAUGGUACUGGGCAAGAAUCCAAUGGAGGUUCAUUCCGUGUCAACUGGGAGACAUUUGAUGAAGAGAUUACAUCAAGUAACAGAGCACAAGCAACUGCUGCUCCAGCUCUUGGGCCAAAGAAAUCAUCACCUGAGCCUGCAUUGCCUGAGAGGGCAGACUCGCCCCAACAUAACUCACUAGGGUAUGCAUUACCAACCUACAAGAAAAAACCAGAGGAUCAAACAGCACGACGAACACCUCCACCUUUACCCAAACCUUACGCUCGUAAGUCAUAUAUUUCAAUCAUUGUAGUUUUUAACUUUACUUACCUUCUGCAAGCCAGGGGUGUGGUCUAAUUACCCAAAUUUACCUCAGCUGUUCAUGAUAAUAGGAAGCUUAACAUUUGCUUAAUCUAGUACGUGCACAUGACGAGACGACAAUUGCAAGCGUUGUUUAUAUGCAUUUCAAACACUCAUUAAUAAUUCAUAAGCUUAUUGGCAAAUCAUGUCAACGAUAAUAUGUCACGUGGAGAGGGUUUAUACCUGAUAAAACCACUGUGAUAAAACUCAUUGUUAUUAGCAGGGUACGAUCAUUCAAGAUUUUGUAGUCGUACGUGACUGGCAAUAGAUGCCGUCUCAUUAGUGUUCUUUACAUAAAAAAUACUAAUUAGGGUGCGAUAGUUGAAGCCGGUUACAGACGAGCAAGUUUUCUAUGACAAAUUUUUAUGUGACAAAUUUUAAUUGCUCGUCUGUACGCGCAACUUUGACAAGUUUUUCUAUGACAAGUACACUUGACAAGCCUAGCAUGCUAGCUUUUGAACAAGUGCACUUGUCAUAGAAAAAAUUGUCAAAGUACAAAUUUUGUUCGUCUGUAUGGGUCAACAAAGAAAACUUUUCAAAGUAAUCUGAGCAUUUGAUGUGAUUGGCCAGCUGGCUACUAAUAAAUUGUCAAAGUAAACUUGUUGACACGUUCACACCAGUAAAUAAAACUUGUCAUAUGAAAACUUGUCAUAUAAAAUUUGUUGCAUAUACACACGUGCAUUUGGCAAAUAAAACAUGUCACAUAAAAACUUGUCAUAGAAAACUUUCUCGUCUGUAACCGGCUUCACGUACUUACGUACCGGAGGUACGCCAAUAUUACUGUCUGGUACAUCUAUGUUUUAAGCCACAUAUCACGUAGGUACGCGGAACUCUUGCUAUCCGCGUGCUUACUUUUUUACUAUUCAAAACCGUCGCUACAUGUCUGAUAUGUCUUGCCAUGAAACAUGAUUGGACUAAGCAAUGUUAGAGUCGAUUGUAGUGUUUGUAUAUGCAAUUGUGGUACUUGUUAUAACUUUUCAGUGUACUGAAUGAAUACCUUUCAGAAAUCUGUGCUUUGUGUACUUCAUUUUAAAGACUAAGUACACCUUGAGUCUUGAGUUUUAACCAUAGUCGUGUUUGAAGCUAUCGUGUUUGUAGUCGUGUUUUAUCAUAUUUAAAAUGCUCGUGCUGCUCACUCGCAUUUUAAAUAUGAUAAAACACUUCUCGUGUUUGAAAUAGCACGUAAAUAUUUACGUAAAUAGAAAAGACAAAGAUAAGAAAAAUAAGGCGUGACAUUACCAACAGUUGAUACCAAUUACUAUACAUUAUUGUACAUGCUUCCCCUUGCUACUCUAGUUACUUGAUGUUAAUUGUUGCUAGGUAAACCUGCAGUAGAACCACCCCGACCACCAGCAGCCUCAGAAGAUGAUUUAUCUCGUAAAGACUGGUUUCAUGGGCCCAUGUCAAGGCAUGAUGCAGAAAGCCUGCUUGUACGUGAUGGAGAUUUCUUAGUGCGUGAAAGCACGACCAAUCCUGGACAAUAUGUCCUCACAGGAUCACAGAAUGGUUAUCCAAAACAUCUCUUGUUGGUUGAUCCAGAGGGAGUGGUGAGUAGCUUGGGCCUGGGUAUUAGAACAUCUAAUGACUAGCCAAAGAUUACAUCGCAUUGAUGUGUUAGGAUUAGGGUCAGGAUUAGGAUUAAGAUUGUAUUCAACUCAAGAUUAGUCUUUAGCAAUGGCGAGGCAAGGCAUGGCAGCUGUCAACUGGUUGUGGUAUGCUAGUAAAUAGAUUAGAUAUAAUACAUUUCUAAAGUUUGAAUAAUUCAGAUCUUUACUGUCAAUGCAAUGGAAGUGUUGAUAAAAUAUUGCAUGAAUUCAUUUCCUCAAGUUGAUCAAUUCAUAGGAAUUCAAAUUUCUUUUUACUUCCUGUGCGUUUCCUAUUGGUCAAUCGGUUCUGAAACGAAAUCUAAUUGGCUCAUCUAAAAGUAACAGGAAGUUUAUCAAUUUUCUACCAAAUGAAUUGAUUAACUGAGGAAAGGAAUUGGUGCAAUAUUUUAUCAACACUUCCAUUGCAUCAACAGUAAGAAUUUGCAUAGCAUGACCUGUUGCUAUGGCCAGCUUCGCCACUUGUGCAUUUGUUCCUGUACCGGCGUUUGAUACCCGCAAUAUACAGUUCUUUCAUUAUAUGAUUUCAUCUCAGGCACAUGUGAGAAGUGUGGAUCCACUUUGACUCUACUAAACACCGCAGGGUUUUCUCUGGAUAACAAUGAAGUAUUGGUGUUACUGGAUCCUUAGGGACAACCAGGGUUCCCAAUUGAAUUUGGUGUAGGAGGCUCUAUGGUGCACAAGGUCCCUCACCAAGAGGGUUUGGAGCAGGGCGCUUAUAUAUAUAAUAAAUAUAAGGGCGCUUAUAUAUAAGCGCCCUGGUUUGGAGAUGUCGGCAUAUAGAGCGUUUGCACAUGACGUCACAGCCGCCAUGUUGGUGUUCCUAUUCAAAGGAAUUUUAAUCAGAUUCUUUUGUCUGGAACACCAACAUGGCCGCCAUGGCUUUUGUUGAGUUCCUCCCUGGGGAAUGAGUGCAAACACUCUAUUAUCCAAAACAUUUAAUGAAGAAUAUCGUGUAGAAUUUAUGUUUUAAAAGCUUGAAACGUUUCCCUUGACAUUUCUUUGGUAAGAAGGAAAUAAUUUCGAGAAACAACCGGCGAUUAUCUACGUUGUAUAGGCGGCUUCUAUUGGGAACCCUGGAGUCUGGGGAACAUUUUAGAAGUGAAUAAGUACUCCAGCAGAAAUACAAUAAAGUUAGUUCAGUUUCGUAAGUAUUCUCGUGUUUUUUAGGUGAGAACCAAAGACCAUUCAUUUGAGAGUGUCGAUCAUCUAGUUCGCUAUCAUCGCGACAAUAAAGUUCCUAUCAUCUCGUCUGGAAGUGUUAUGAUAUUACGUCAGUCUGUGGUGAGGAACGAUCCUAGUCAAUCUGCUUAUGAUGUGCCUAUAUAA
This is a messenger RNA of Paramuricea clavata, 7159 nucleotides long. Lineage: Eukaryota; Metazoa; Cnidaria; Anthozoa; Malacalcyonacea; Plexauridae. The record is from the annotation of a GenBank genome assembly.